Molecule: messenger RNA, 2521 nt
Organism: Syzygium oleosum
Lineage: Eukaryota; Viridiplantae; Streptophyta; Magnoliopsida; Myrtales; Myrtaceae
Product: disease resistance protein Roq1-like
Exons: 6
Biological process (GO): defense response; signal transduction
Molecular function (GO): protein binding
Source: RefSeq, a predicted model, not a curated record
AAUAAGUCUUGCAUCUGUCCUUUAGUAUAAGAAUAGAUCAAAGAAGAUCAAGCGGCGAAUGCACUACCUGAAAACACAGAUUCAGAUUUUCAGCGGAUAGUCAUUGCUGAUUGUUAAACUCCAUCGUCCAAUGGCGGCUUCAUCAAAAUCCGAAAAAAUUUAUGACGUCUUCUUGAGUUUCAAAGGCACGGAUCUGCGUAACAACUUCGUCGGCCAUCUCUACCAAGCUUUACACCUGAUAGGAAUAUACACUUUCCGGGAUAGCGAAGAAUUGAAAAAGGGAGACCAAAUAUCACCUACGCUUAUGAAGGCCAUCGAAGAAUCAUGCAUCUCAAUCAUCGUUUUCUCCGAGAACUAUGCUUCCUCAACGUGGUGCUUAGAAGAGGUGUCCAAGAUUAUGGAGUGCAACGAGCAAAAGAACGUCACCGUUCUACCAGUGUUUUAUAAAGUGGACCCAAGAGAAGUGAGAGGGGGCAGAAAGAGUUAUCGGAGAGCUCUGGCUAAGCACGAGUCCAAGUUCGGGAAGGAUUCGGAGAAAGUGAAGAGAUGGAAGAAAGCUCUUUCCGAUGCCGGUAGCUUGUCCGGGUGGCAUUUGAAAGAUGGAGAUGAGUCAGAGCUUAUACAAGAAAUUGUGGAGAAGAUCUCCACUUACCUAGCCCGAACACCUUUGCAUGUAGCUAAGCAUCCGGUUGGGAUAGAUUCUCGAGUUGUUAAGUUGAAAUCGAUCCUAAAUCUCGAGUCUGAUGAUGGUGUUCUCAUGGUGGGAUCAUGGGGACAGGGAGGUAUAGGGAAGACAAGUUUAGGAGAUUGUGCCAUAAAAGCCAUAGUGUUGGCACUACCUGAGCAGACGGAGAUGUGUAUCGGUCCUGAUGCUUUUACAAAAAUGAGAAGGCUGAGAUUGCUCAUCUUGCGCAACGUGCAUGAUUCUUUCCAAGGUCCUAUAUGUCUUCCUAAUGAGUUAAGAUGGUUUGAAUGGCCUGGAUGUGCUGGCCGGAUUCCAGAAUUUUCCUCUGGGCCAAAGAAAUUAGUGGGACUUGAUAUGAGUGAAGGCAAUAUCACAAGAAUCAUAAAACAAUUUAAGGAAUUACAAAAUUUGAAGUACAUUAAUCUCAGUUUUUGCGAUUCGUUGGUUAGUAUGCCCGACCUCUUAUGUACUCCAAAUCUUGAGGAAUUGGCUCUCCAAUAUUGCAAAAACUUGGUAGAAGUCCACCAAUCGAUUGCACAUCAUGAGAAGUUACGAGUGUUGACAUUAGAGGGGUGCUCUAAACUUAGUGUUUUUCCAAAUGUGCUCAAGUCAAAAAAUCUCCAACGUCUUGAUCUUAAAGAUUGCGGAAAUUUUGAAAGGUUCCCUGAUAUUCCACAUAAACUCGAAAGCUUGAAAUCGCUUUGUUUACAAGGGACUGCUAUUAAAGAACUUCCUGCAUCAAUAGAAAAUCUUGUUUCUUUAGAGAGAAUGAUGUUACAUAAUUGCAAGAACCUGGUAAGUCUUCCGUCUAGCAUAUACAAGUUACAAAAUAUGGAAAGAUUGGUCCUUAACGAUUGCACAACCUUAAUUGGGUUUCCAAAGUACGAGGAUUCUGCUGAUGCGUCAAUGAAGAUGGGACUUCCGAGUUUAAAAGAUUUAGACCUUGAGGGAUGUAAUCUGUCUGAGGUGGAGUUUCUUGAGAAUCUUUCCUGCUUUCCCAUCUUGAGACGUUUAAUUCUGUCGAGGAACAAUAUUACUAGCCUUCCAACAUCCUUCGGUAAGCGCAAUCAUUUGUUCGAUUUGGGAGUUAAAGAUUGCUAUCAGUUACAAGAGAUUCCCCAGCUUCCACCAUUUUUGGACGCACUUUGGGCGCCUAAUUGUGAAUCUCUGCAAAAAACUGGAAAUUUAAUUUCAUCUCACGAUUUUGUUCGAAGACGGUUGACCAUGGUUUCCAAUUUCACACCUGGCGAGAAUAAUUGUAAACCCUCUAUUUAUCUCCUUAGAGAAGGGAUGUCAACGUGGUUACGCUCUUUUCAUAUCCCUGGAGGAGAGAUGCCAGAGUGGCUCCAACCUGUUGAAGAGGAAUUCAUAUCUUUCAUGGCUUCAGAGGACUUAUAUAACAAGUUUCUAGCAUUGGCUAUCUGUUUUGUUGUUAGUAAAACAAAAGAGGGAGGACAAAUAAGAAUAGAACAAUAUGUUAAUGGCCAAUUGCGGCGCAAUGGCUAUCAUGGUUGGGCAACCAAUUCGCUGGAUAUGGAUCAUAUCGUGCUUUUGUUACAUCCACCAUCUGCAACAUUUGGAGAAGUUGAUUUUAGUCAAAUUGAUGGGAGUUUUGUACAAUUUAGGCUUACAAUAUCGGGUACAAUCGUGAAAAAAUGGGGAUUCCGAAUAAUAUGUAAGCAACUAGAGGAUGACUUAAAGGUUGGGAUUCAAGAUAAUCAGCUUAUAGAUCCAGCAUUACUCUACGAGGUUGGUCACGACUCAACAAAUUCAGCAGCCGAGAGUUCACAUAUGCACAAAGUCAAUCCGAUCGAAAUAGAUCUACAGAAAGACGAA